CGCACAUAUAUAUAUAAUUUUGGAUCACUGGUCCUUCAUUAUAGAUAUUGUUGCCAGGCAACUGCAAAUUGCAAAUACAAUUGAAGAAUAUAACAAUGGAUCAGAACUCAAAGAAGUUGCUGUUGUCUGCCACCCCCGCCGCCGGGAGCUCUAACAAGAUCAGAGAUAUCGUCAGGCUCCGACAGCUCCUCAAGAAGUGGAAGAAGCUCGCCGCCACCAACAGCGCCGCCGCCAACGGCACCACCACCGCCGAUACCACCACCAAAACCGGCACCGGCACCGGCAAGAGCAUCAACAAGUUCCUGAAGAGAACCCUGUCCUUCACCGACGUCUCUGCGGCGGCCGGCGACGCGGCGGCGGUCCCGAAGGGGUGCCUGGCGGUGCAGUGCGUGGAGAAGUCCGGCGAGGUGAAGCGAUUCGUAAUCCCGACGGAGUAUCUCGCACACGACCUGUUCGGCGUUUUGCUCAGGGAGGCGGAGGAAGAGUUCGGGUUCCAGCAAGAAGGGAUCCUCAAGAUCCCCUGCGAAUUCGCCGUUUUCGAGAAAAUCCUCAAGGCGGUGCAGCAACAAGACGGCAAGAGGCCUCCGGUGCCGGCGCCGCCGCGCAGCCAACAACCCAUCUUCCAGCUUCACGAUUUGGGUGAGUUAGCGAACACCAACACCACCAGCUGCUAUUCCCCAGACGCCGGCCAUGCCCAUCAUCCGGCCGCCGGAAUUCCUCCUCAAACUCAAAUGUGCAGAUAAUUAAUCAAUUCAAUAAACCACAAAUUCAAAAGCUGCACCAUUUUUACUUUCAAAUUGAAAAGUUUUUUUAUUUUUAUUUUUAUUUUUGUUUUCCUUUCUUUGAAUGCACACAGAUCAGAGCCUCUACAACAUAGGCAACAUAACAUAUAGUAAGUAGUACAUGGUGUUACAUAGUAGCUAGCUACCUGGUACUACUAUACUACUUGUAUAACUUUAAACCUUCCUCAAACUAUAAACAAUAUUUUGCUGGUCA
Molecule: messenger RNA, 996 nt
Organism: Ipomoea nil (Japanese morning glory)
Lineage: Eukaryota; Viridiplantae; Streptophyta; Magnoliopsida; Solanales; Convolvulaceae
Exons: 1
Coding region: 96-743 (215 amino acids)
Biological process (GO): response to auxin
Source: RefSeq, a predicted model, not a curated record